UUAAAACAAGUGAGAAGCUGCUGCUCCGCCUGAAAACGUCCGUGAAGAAGGAUUUUAAAAAAUAAAAAAAAAAACUCAACACAUUUUUUUUUUUAAACAAUGACUGAGAUUUGCGCUGGAUUACAAACUAUGUGGAGCUUCAUCCUCUGAAGCAGCUGCGACCGCCGCGUCCAGACACCGAUGCGCAGCGUCCUCUGGCGCCGCUCCGCCUGCCGAGGAAACAUGACGUCCAGAUUACUGGCUUAUGUCUCACUCCUGUCCGUCCUUCACACAUGCUCUCUAACUAUCGAGUAUGAGGAGGACUAUGAGGAUGUCACUGUGAACCAAAUGCUGGCUCCCAAAUCACAAGACACGGACACCACGGAAAUACUCAACAAUUUACUGAAAGAAUACGACAAGAAGCUGCGGCCGGACAUCGGAGUUAAACCAACUGUUAUCGAUGUUGACAUAUUUGUGAACAGCAUCGGACCGGUGUCGUCAAUAAAUAUGGAAUACCAAAUCGACAUCAUCUUCGCCCAGACGUGGACGGACAGCCGCCUCAGAUACAACAGCACGAUGAAGAAACUGACUCUGAACAGCAACAUGGUCGGACUAAUUUGGCUCCCGGACACCAUCUUCAGAAACUCCAAGAACGCAGAUUCCCACUGGAUUACAAUGCCCAACCAGCUGCUCAGGAUAUGGAACGACGGGAAGAUACUUUACACCUUAAGGCUGACGAUAAACGCAGAAUGUCAGCUGCAGCUGCACAACUUCCCGAUGGACGAGCACUCGUGUCCACUCAUCUUCUCCAGCUAUGGAUACCCACGAGAUGAGAUGAUUUACAAGUGGAGGAAGAACUCUGUGGAGGCGGCGGACCAGAAGUCCUGGCGUCUCUACCAGUUUGAUUUCAUGGGCCUGAGAAACACCACAGACAUCAUACAGACGACAGCAGGUGACUACGUGGUGAUGACGGUGUACUUCGACCUGAGCAGACGGAUGGGCUACUUCACCAUCCAGACCUACAUCCCCUGCAUCCUCACCGUGGUCCUCUCCUGGGUGUCCUUCUGGAUCAAGAAAGACGCCACGCCAGCCAGAACGGCUUUAGGUAUAACCACAGUGCUGACUAUGACCACCCUCAGCAGCGUGGCCAGGACGUCACUACCCAGAGUGUCUUACGUCACCGCCAUGGACCUUUUCGUCACCGUCUGCUUCCUGUUUGUCUUCGCUGCUCUGAUGGAGUACGCAACAUUAAAUUAUUAUUCGUACAGCGCUCGGAGACCCAGCUGCAUGCAGCCAAAAAGAUCGAACUACUCUGUCCUGGAUGUGAGACCUCCACACACCGUCAUCGCGUUAAACAACUCCAUGUACUGGCAGGACUUUGAGGACGCUUGUGUCUACGAGUGUCUGGACGGAAAAGACUGUCAGAGCUUCUUCUGCUGCUUCGAGGAGUGUAAAGAAGGCGCGUGGAGAAAAGGACGCGUCCACAUAGAUUUACUUGAACUGGACGCGUACUCGCGCGUCUUUUUCCCCACCUCCUUCCUGCUGUUCAACAUCGUGUACUGGGUCGGCUAUCUCUACCUUUAGCACCCUGCAGGAGGCUGCUCGGCCACAGAGAGGAGGACUUCACAGUUCAACACGAGAAAUUCAAGAACAAAAGAGGUGACGGCGAAUAAACUGUGACGCUUCUUGCCCGCAGAUAGAUAAAAAAAAAAGGGUGAGGGCAGGUUGUGUCUGCACAGUUUUGUGCCACUGCAACUUCAGGUAUGAGAAUACAACACAAUUCUGAUUCCCUUCGACGUGCUGCACACAGAGAGAGGGAGGACAGGAUGGACUGUGAAGACAAAGAUGGAAGUGUGCUACCCCAAAACCUCUCAAUCAGGAGGAAGACUCGUGUUGUAGGGACUGUGCCGGCACAUUAUUAUCCAGCCAUCAGUCAAAUCCAGUUGAUGAAAAUCCAAGGACAUUCAAACCAUUCAUAGUGCCUUCCUCUGGAGGGGUAGAUACAAUCUGCUACAAUAAUCAGGGAAUAAUGGUUUAUUUAAAAAAAAAAAAAAAAAAACAACAAAAAAAGCCUGGCUUUGACUGAUUGCGGCUGUUCUCAUUCAGAGAUUUGAGUAACAUUUAUAAACCAGCCGUUUGUUGCAACAACCACAUGAAAAAUCAUUGUGUUUUUAUCUCUUCGCACUGACUGACAGUCAUUAGGAAUGACUCACUCCUCCUGCUCACAACACUGUUAGUGCCCCUAUAAGCUGUAAUAGAUAAAUUGGUUCCCAGGCAAGAGAAUACAUUGAAGCAACCCCACAGCAGAGAGAAUAACAGCAUGUGCUUUAUGGUCACAUGAUACGUCUAAAGAUGUGACGUCAGUGAUCUGAAUGGUUCUUUAUAUUUUUAGUGUAUGUUUCACACUGAUCACUCUUUGGGGGGUCCUGGAUGAGCAACGAGGGGCUCAAGAGACGAUACAAUGAUGAUGGGAAAGUCCUGAUGUGGGUACAAGAGGCGAUCCAGCACAAAGCGCCCACCGCAGCUUUGACAUAUUUUGGAAAAUAGAUUUAUAACUUCAACAGAUAGAUGAAAAGAUUCAUAUCACGUCUCACACCAACAUGUGUAACAGACCCGAAAAAUCUCACCCAAACUUUUAACAACAUAUCUGAUCCCGUCGUUGACACAAUAUAAGAUACAUGAAACUGCACUGACCUGCACAGCACACAGAUCAACUGGAAACAGACUUCAACUCAACACCGGAUAAAAUUUGGUCCAAUAAGUUAAAGCAAACACGUAAUUUAACACCUCGUCAGUGUCAUAUUAAUGAGAAUUUUCAGACUUAAUUACUAAAUUGGAUAGAAGAGUUUUUAUUUAAGGAACGAGGAAGUCUGCGCUGGACUUUAACGCAACGUAAAUGUGAACGUUAAGUAGUUUUGCUGAAUAGAUCCAAACCGAACUGUGGCCAUAAGCGUAAAUCUCCCUCAACAAGCUUUAUUUUGAAAGUCUGACCUGACGUUACAUAUGUAUUAUUGCUAACUUAGAAUGGCAACGUGUAGCUAUUAACUGGUUACACUAAGGCGUGGCAAAACAUCUAUUUCAUGUUUUGAUGAGACACCGGCUUGAAUUUAAGUUGAAUGUAUAGCUUAAGUGAGUAGCAGCAGUUACCUUAGCUUAGCAUAAAGACCAGGAACAGGUGGAAACAGCUAGCUUGACAUCAUUUAAUGGUAACAAAAUUUGCUUACCAGCAUUUUGGUUAUUGUACGUCAAUUUUUUACAGAGCCAUGCUGUCUUUUUCCCUCUGUUUCUAGUCUUUAUGCUAAUCUAGAAUAACCUGCUACGUAUUCUUUAUGCUAAUUUAAGAUAAUCAGCUGCUUGUUUUAGCUUUAUAUUCGUCGUACAGAUGUGAGAGUGGUGUCAAUCUUUUCAUCUAACUGUCAGCAGAAAAAGUCAUAAAGUAUAUUUCCCAAAAUCUCAAACCAUUCCUACAGAAAUGUGAGUAAUUACUGGUUUCUUGAUUAGCAUGAGCUGUACGUGGGCCUGUAUUGGUCUUUCUGUGGAGGCUUUUUAUGGUGUCAAAAUAACAAAUCUUGGGUUAAACAUGAUUAUAAACAGUAGACACGCACAGCGAUUUGUCUGCCAGCUGCAUUGUCACAGAUUGGGGCGCUCUGAGGGAACAAAGACAGCCAUGCGUAUAAUUCAAGUGUUAUAUUUGUGGACGUUACACACAUAUUCACACCGUGUAUUGGUGUUGCACAGCAGCCACUUCUCACCACAGCUCACAACACACACUAGAUAAAGUGGAUUUAGUUUUUCUUCUUUCAGCCGUUAAACCAACAACAACCCUUCAGUUCUUUCUCUGAUGACAGUUGCCGAUUAUUAAAUAUAAUGGGCGUCGUUUGCACGCGACUGUAGGCACAAAUAUGAUAAUUCCACUUGUUAGGAUCACUCAUCUCUGUUUGGCCGUUGUUUGCAUGCAAUAGACGAUUAAAUGCUGCUCUUAAGGACCUGUAAAAUGUCUGGAGAUAGAAUGAUAGUUUUAAUAUGGACUGUUUGUCCCAUAAUUUGAUUUCCCUGGCAUUAGCAGCUGUUGAAUUGCCUGAGUGUAGCCUGUCCAGAGCUGAGAUGAGCACCAGAAAUACACAUUUGCCUCUGAUUACAGCCUCAGCAUGGUGAAAAUCGCACUCCAGUCGAGGCUACUUCUUCGCCUUUGGCUGCAAAGCUUAGUGAAACUUUUUAUAACUCUUUUUUUUGUUGUUGUUGUUGUUGUUUAGCUGUUUUUCUUUUGAUUAUAAUUGUGCCAAAUAUUUCACAUAUGUGCCCAGUCAUUUAUGUUCGAGCAACCCUAAAUUACACUCGUAUAUUUUGAUACUGCAUCUCAUCACAGUUUGUGUAACUUUAGCUUGUGAAUAGUGGAGUUUUAAAGGUGUCAUUUGUCGAAUAUGGCCAGAAUUCAAGCUAUCAGUGGCUGUAGCUUCCUAAUGUUAGCUAAUUAGCUCAGUUCGCCGUGGAGCCAGGAGCUAUAGAGUUUGUCUGGAACAGAAUAUUUUCAUGUCUUACCUUCUGGUUGAGGAUUUAUUUCUAGCAAACCAGAGGAGAUUGUGGAGUUUUGUUUUAUUUUUUUUGUAGUUUUAAAGUGUUUUAUGAUAAGUUAAUUAGGCAGUUGUCUUAAUUCAGUGAGCAAGAGCAACUUGAGUUCAGAAGGUGUACGUUGUGUUUUUUGGGUUGUUGUUGUUUAGUAAAGAAUAUAGAAGUA
Messenger RNA from Acanthopagrus latus (yellowfin seabream), 4714 nucleotides. RefSeq names its product gamma-aminobutyric acid receptor subunit gamma-3. Gene Ontology annotation, cellular component: postsynapse; dendrite membrane; neuron projection. The coding region runs from base 181 to 1563 and encodes 460 amino acids. NCBI's taxonomy places the organism in Eukaryota, Metazoa, Chordata, Actinopteri, Spariformes, Sparidae. Gene Ontology annotation, biological process: monoatomic ion transmembrane transport; chloride transport; signal transduction. The record is from RefSeq and is a predicted model, not a curated record. Gene Ontology annotation, molecular function: GABA-gated chloride ion channel activity; transmitter-gated monoatomic ion channel activity involved in regulation of postsynaptic membrane potential; benzodiazepine receptor activity. The transcript is spliced from 9 exons.